Messenger RNA from Microthlaspi erraticum, 3183 nucleotides. The record is from the annotation of a GenBank genome assembly. NCBI's taxonomy places the organism in Eukaryota, Viridiplantae, Streptophyta, Magnoliopsida, Brassicales, Brassicaceae.
AUGGCGAUUCCACUAGCCGUCUCCAUGGAUGACCUCCAAAUCGUUUCCGUCGGAGCUCUUUAUAGCGGAUCCUGGGAAAAGAAGUACUGGAGCUCUUCUAGGGGAAAAGAUCGUUUCCCUUAUCCUGUGGGCUACAAAGCUGUUCGAGCUCACAAUGAGAAGACGUAUUAUAUUGAGAUUGAAGAAGGUGCCAUAGGACCUUUAUUUCUGAUUAGGUAUUUGGCUGAAUCAUGGACGGGACCGACCCCAGAAAUCGCAUGGGGGAAGUUCCACAAGACAUUCCUCUCCCACUUGAAAGCAUGUCAUGGAAAACGAUUUACAUGUAAGAUGAGCGGCGUGGAGUUUUUUGGCUUCAAACAGCGGGUGGUUCAGAGGCUGCUCCGGCAACUUGUCUACAGCAUGGUAAAAUCUAGCUCCAGCGAUAAGGUUUCUCAAAAGCCGAUCAAUGAGGAAAGGCCAGUCAUGCGUGAAAUACCAAAUGUAUCAUGUUAUCUGGACAAGCCAGUGGCUAGAAACAAGAGAAGUAAAAAGCCUGAAAUAUUACACCAAGACUGGAAAGUAAAAGAUGGCCAUAAAAAGCCAAGAUUACAAAACUCAGCAAAAGGACAAGUGGAGUUGGUUGGCCUUGAAGGAGCACCGACAGAGCAGAUGCAUUCUACUCAUGCUACUGAUGAAAAUUCAAAUCUACCACAAGAGAAAGCAGCCGUCUCUAUCCAAGAAACAGACCGGCUUCCUGACGGCUGUAAAUCAAUGCCAUUAUCCAAAUUUUCUAAAGAGGAAAACAAACCCAACGAUGAUGAUAUAUUACUGCACGAGAGCCAAGAUAUGAAUGGUUAUGAUCUCUGUGUACCCGAUACCCAAUUCCUGCAAGAUAGCACCAUAAGGUGUGCUCCAAAAAUGGAUGAUAAUACAAGUUCUGAGCAAAAAGAAGAAUUGAACCUUGCUGACGUGGAAGUCAAUGAAUGGCAUGUAGCUGAUUCAGCCGAGUCAAAUGCAGAAAAUUUGACUGAUUCAGCUGAUGAGGAAACUGUCACAUCAAUGAUCUCAUUUCUACUUCCUCAAGCAAUACCACUGCUCAAGAAAGCCUCAAGCAACAAGUCCAAAAAAAAUGAUAUCUGCAAAACGAGCCAACUUGAUGAUGCGUCAGGAGCAGCUGAGUCACUGUCGAUAACAUCCAGUGGAGAUUCUGUUGAGGAUUUUACAAGUAACGUGCCCAUUGCCCCGGAUAGCUUUGAUGAACAAGUUGCAAUAGUAAAUGCAAAUCUAUCAGAAAACAAGGAAGCAAAGAGUGAAUGUUGUUCUACUAAAGGUAAUGGUUUCGUGGUUGGCACAUCCCCUACUGAAGUUGGUUCGAUCAGAAAAGAAAAACAUAAGGUGUAUAGCAGGAAAAGAGUCUCGACCAGUCAACAGCUAAGAAACAGAAACUCAUCCUCGGAAAGUAAACAAAGCUGCAGAAAUACUGGAGAUAAUGAUUGCAUAAGCAAAAUGUCUCCUAUUAAAAUCCCACGUAUCUUGGAGCUUCAGCCGACUUUGCCUACCAAAUCUGUAUCAGAUAGCACAAAUCCACUGGAGGAUGAAAGUGGUCAUGUAACAGAGCAAUGCCAGGGUCCUGAGUUGAUGAAGGUGAAUAACAACAAUCACUCCACUGAUGUAUCAAGCAAUGAGAUGUGUGUGGUACAACCGGAUAUGAGAACAGCUCAUGAUUUUGGAAAUGCAAGUAUAUCACCAUCCUCAUUUCCAGCUUCAAAAGUUGAGGAAUUUCAAGCCGAUACUGGUGAGGCAUUGGGCAUCCAAGUCUCUGCACCACCUUCUACAAAGUCUCAGUAUAAGGAUAAUACCAGCGAGAAAACCAUCUCCAGUGUGCCGGAAUUUCCAGCUAGUUCGAAUUUAAAGCUCAGCAGAGAUAUUAAGAUCAACGAUAAGAUGGAAAAAACAGUUGAGCUGCUUGGCUGCUACUUUCAUCCCAUGCCUGUUUCAUCAGUAUCACUUCAGUCUGCUGCUAAUGAUAUCUAUAUUUGUGUGCUGAGCUUUGCUACAGAAGAUAGAGUUAGAACCCUGUUUAUGUACAAGAUAUCAGCUAAAUCACCAACCAAAGGAUUCCCCUCUAUCGUUGGUCACACACCUGCCAUAUUCCCAAUCGUGGAUGACAAAUCUGGUGGAAAUGUGAAUCCUAGAACACUUGAGAGAUCUUAUUUGCACUUUACUCCAGACGGGCAACAUCUUAUUUUUACUGGCAACAUCAAAACUCCUUACUGCAGGAAAAGGGAAAUUGAUUGCUCGUGUUUGACUUGUGCAUCAGCCUGCUUCGAGGAGAAUGCAGUGAGGAUUGUCCAGGUGAAAACUGGUCAUGUUACUCUUGUGACAAAACUUCAAGCAGUUGACAGCGUGCAGUGCGCGGUGGUGUGCGAUCCUAACUAUCUCGUUGCAGUAGUUAAAAGUGGAAACCUUAUAGUCUGGGCCAUGAACUCGCAGUGGAGAGAUCCUACGGAAGAGUUCGUUAUACUCGUGAAUCCUUGCAUAUCUCCAUGCAUCGUGGAACUGAAGAAGGUCCCAAAAUGUCCUCAUCUCGUUAUCGGGCGUAAUGAUAUUGGAGAAUUGACAUUAUGGGAUAUCUCAAAGCGAUGCCUAGUAUCAAGAUUUGUAUGUCCCAGCAAUUUGAUCUUUGAGUUCAUCCCAACCAGCUUGUUUGCUUGGCACCCUGUACAUAGUCAUUCUACAAUCGAGGAUCAAAUGGACAUGAUUUUAGCUGCAACAAAACUGUGGUUCUCAAAAGGGGUCAACAACAAAACAUUGGUACCAGCUGAAGUCAAAGAUACCGCCAUCUGGCUUUUAGUCUCUACCGAUCUUGACGCAGACGCUAAAUCUAACCCUGAAAGUCCUGCUACAUGUUGGAGAUUGGCUCUGCUUGUGAGAAACCAAGUCAUAUUUGGAACUCAACUAGAUCCAAGGGCUGAUGUAGCCGGAACAGUCUCUGGUUAUGGAGUAGCAGGCACACUAGAUGGACUUGUGUAUUUAUGGGACUUGGCGACCGGCGUUAAACUUGGUUCUCUCUAUGAUUUCAAAGGUAAAGAAGUGUCGUGCAUAAGCUCAGAUGAUUCCGGAAAUAUUUGUAUAGCAAGUGAAGAUGGUCAGCUUCUGGUUUAUAGCCAUCCCGCAAAGGAAACUCAAGAUCAACAAGGGUAA